CACAAGCCAAGGGCGCAACGACGCGAGCCCAUCAUCGGUCUCCCCCUUCCCUCCCUCCCUUCCCCAACCCUAAUCUACAUACACGUAGAUCCAUACCCCCGCCGCCGCCGCCGUGCCCUAGCUCCCCGCCGCCCUAGGCGCGAUCGGCGGCGUCCUCCUGCUGGGCAGAGAAGGGGCGGCGGAGGAGGGAUCCCGCGGCCAGGGCCAACCUCGCGACGGGGGCCGUCAUCAUGGAGGAGGACGGCGCCUCCGCGGCGGAGGCGGCGGUACCGGCUGCCACGAAGCCGCUCACGCCCGAGGAGGAGGCGCUCCGGCGCAACACCGACUGCGUCUACUUCCUCGCCUCGCCCCUCACCUGCAAGAAGGGAAAUGAAUGUGAUUUUCGUCACAGUGAGAUUGCCCGGAUGAACCCCAGAGACUGUUGGUACUGGUUAAAUGGCAAUUGCUUGAAUCCAAAGUGUUCAUUUCGCCAUCCGCCAAUUGAUGGUAUGUUUGGUGCUCCAAGUCCUGGAAUACCUGCAGUUUCUUCACACUAUGCUGCUUAUAACUUGGGCAAGCAGAUGGUCCCUUGCUAUUACUUUCAGAAAGGGAAUUGCGUGAAAGGUGAUAAAUGCCCCUUUUACCAUGGACCACAGUCGACUGGUAAUAAUCCACCAGAACAGGUGGCGAAGGUUUCUUCAUUUCCUUUGGAGCAGCCUCAGACCCAAAAGAACGAUUUGUUGGGUAUAAAGGAGUCUGCACGGACAAAUAAUUUAAUUCAGCGAGGUGGUCCAAUAAUUGAUGACAGGUCCAAAAUGGCCGUUGAUAGGCCUACAGCAAAUUCUGCCAAGACACCUGCAGAUGCAAUACCUGCUAAACUUGCUUCCAGCGCAUUGAAAUCUUUGCCCAAGUCAGAGAAGCUACAAAGCAGUAUGCCAGCAGCAAAGAGAAGUUUCAGAACCUCUUCAGGUGAGGAUCAUCCUGAGUGCUAUCACAACAAUCUUAUCGAAAGUGAUCCUGUGCAAGAUUGGAAUGAAGAUUACCGACCACCUGCUGAUGAUGACUUGCCCCAGAACAGUAGAGAGGCUGAUGAAUUGCCAGGUGAGUCUUCACCUGGUUUUGAUGUUCUUGUGGACAAUGAUGGAGAUGCUGCUGCUUAUUUGCAUGACGAGGAAGAUUUUGGAAGGGAUAUGUAUCCAGUGGAGGAUUAUGAAUAUGCUCCGGCUGAUUUUGAAAUUCCGCCACAUCAUGAAAGAGAGCUGUUCAAUCGAAUGGGCGAGCAAGGCCCAGUCGGACAAAUUUAUGAUGGCUAUGAAAGGAAGCGCCGUAGAACAUCAUCUGAGAGGAACAUGGACAGACCUUCCCAUUCAGAAAGAAGGUCCCGUCACAGAGAUAUUGGUCAUGUUGAGAUAGAUGGAUCAGAUUUACGUCACCGUCUCCGCAGAAGAAAAAUAAAUGGUUCUUCAGGCACUAGCCCGGAACGCAGUGGAGAGCACCGCCGGAGGGAUGAACGCUAUAGGGAAAGGGCGUACGAUGGACACCAUACACACAGAGAUCGCCAUCGGAGCCCUCGAGGAAGCACUUUAAGCUCUCGCCUGCAAGGCAGAAUAAAGCUUCCUGGAAGAUCACCUGAUAGAGUGGUUACUAGCUCUGAGAAAGAGCAAGAUAGAAGACCACUCCGGGAAAGGCUGUCUCCAGUUAAGCAUAUGGAUGUUCAGGGUGUGAGGCAUCGGGAGGCAGGGCAACAUCAAGAGAGGACUCUGCGGAGAUCAAGCGAACUUCCCUCCAGUGCUAGGAAUGCAGAUGGACAGCAUUUGAGGAGGAACGUAACAGAAUCACUCAACUUUGGCAGGAAGGCCAAUGGAAGGGUUGAAUCUGAAGCAUCUCUUGAUUUUGAAGGUCCGAAGCCUCUCAGCAUCAUCUUGCAGAAGAAAAGACAGGCUACAUGUGGCAAUGGCUCAUCUGCCCACAAUGGCAAACAAGAUAAAUCUGCCAAGGUCUCACAUAGGCAACCUGAGUCUAUUGUUGAAACUGAGAAGGAAGGCUAUGACAACAUUGUCAGUUCUGAAGAAUACAAGAGUAGAUCAGGUGAUGAAUACAAAGAGGAAAGCCGUAUCCCUGCGGAGGGCCAUGGCCAAUCUUCAUCUCAUGGUGACAAACCUGAGACAGAAGACAUUAUUGAAGUGGAUCCCGUGGUAAAUCAAGAGGCUGAUAACUAUGAGCAGGGGGAGGGGGAGUCCGACUACGAUGCAGCUGAAGGCCAAGAAUACAAAUCUGAAGAUGAGAAUGCAUAUCAAAACGAUGAAGACGAGUUUGAAGAUGACGAUGAUUUUGCCCGGAAAGUAGGGGUUGUCUUCUCUUAAGCUCUGGUUCGUUUCUUGGUUAUGUUGCUUCAGGCCAAGCGGGAAUGCUUGAAUUCCUUGGCGAUUCCCUUGGAUAAAUUCUUCUGGCGCUCCAUGUUUCUUUUUCAAGUUCAUGGUGCCAAAGCCUCUUUUCUGAGGCUGAUAAGUGAUAACUGCUAAGUAUAGGUCAGGCGUGAAGUGAGGUAGAUUUUUAUAAACGAGAAAGCGAUUACGUGUAAAGACAGCUGUUCUUUGUUCAGCUUAUUUGAUGCAUCCUCAAACUUGUAUUGUAUUAGUUCCCUUACUAACGUCGAGAUGAUUCAUUGAUUUUCACGCCUGAGAUGGAUAAUAUAGCCCUCCUCUUGGAGGGCACCUUUUCUCCUACAAAGGGGGAACUUAUGUU
Brachypodium distachyon (stiff brome) is the source of this 2724-nucleotide messenger RNA. Its product is annotated as zinc finger CCCH domain-containing protein 32. Bases 231 to 2342 code for a protein of 703 amino acids. The record is from RefSeq and is a predicted model, not a curated record. The transcript is spliced from 3 exons. Gene Ontology annotation, molecular function: metal ion binding. NCBI's taxonomy places the organism in Eukaryota, Viridiplantae, Streptophyta, Magnoliopsida, Poales, Poaceae.